This is a messenger RNA of Cantharellus anzutake, 369 nucleotides long. RefSeq lists its product as uncharacterized. The annotation marks the transcript as partial. The record is from RefSeq and is a predicted model, not a curated record. NCBI's taxonomy places the organism in Eukaryota, Fungi, Basidiomycota, Agaricomycetes, Cantharellales, Hydnaceae. The transcript has a single exon.
UCAGAGUGCCUGGAAGGCACACGGGAGAAGAUACAGGCGUCUAUAGUCGAACAUCUGAAGAAAGCAGGGAACAGAUUCGUCUGGCUGCGAGGCUCACCCGGAAUGGGAAAGACUGCGAUUUCCCUGAGCAUCGCGUCCGACUUGGAGAAACAGUGCAUAUUAGCGGCAUCCUUCUUUUGGGAUAAGAAUCAACCGGGAACGGGACUUGAUUCCAUUAAACAGUUUCCCUCCACUAUUGCACAUCAACUUGCAUCCUUCAAUGAGGAGUUCAAGCUCUCACUUGUCAAACGUCUUCGGCAGCGAGGUUUUGAGCUGGUGCAGAAUCUCCCUCUAGAGAAGCAAAUGAGGGCUCUGGUUGUUGAGCCUAUG